Zasmidium cellare ATCC 36951 is the source of this 804-nucleotide messenger RNA. RefSeq lists its product as uncharacterized. Gene Ontology annotation, cellular component: intracellular anatomical structure. Lineage: Eukaryota; Fungi; Ascomycota; Dothideomycetes; Mycosphaerellales; Mycosphaerellaceae. Bases 1 to 804 code for a protein of 267 amino acids. The transcript has 7 exons. The record is from RefSeq and is a predicted model, not a curated record. Gene Ontology annotation, molecular function: oxidoreductase activity, acting on NAD(P)H, oxygen as acceptor.
AUGCCUCUCGCCAAACCAACCAACGUUUCGAAACCCGUCCUCUCCCAAUUCCAACUCAACGGCAAAGUCGCCGCAGUAACAGGCGGCGCACGAGGCAUCGGCCUCGAAGUCGUCCGAGCCCUCGCAGAAGCCGGAGCCCAAGUCGCACUCAUCUACACCUCCAGCAAAGACGCCGACGCCACAGCCAAGAAGAUCUCUGGAGAAACAGGAUCAACCGUCAAGCCCUACCAAUCCGACGUUCGAGACAAAGCAACGAUCACGGCAACGAUCAACCAAGUCGCGAAGGACUUCGGCAGGCUUGAUAUUUGCGUGGCGAAUGCCGGCAUUGCUUCGCAUUAUGAUAGUCUGGAAUAUACGGUGGAGCAGUGGCAGGAGAUUAUGAAGGUCAAUCUUGAUGGGGCUAUGUAUACGGCGCAGGCGGCUGGGAAGAUUUUUAAGGCGCAGGGGCUUGGGGCUGGGAGUAUGAUUUUUACGGCAUCGGUAUCGGCUACGCUUGUGAAUGUUCCGCAGAGACAGGCUGCGUAUAAUGCUUCGAAGGCUGCUGUUGUUCACCUGGCAAAGUGUCUCGCAGUUGAAUGGGUCGAUUUCGGAAGAGUCAACUGCAUCUCGCCGGGCUUCAUCGAGACCGACAUGCUCAGCGUACAUCCCAAGGAAUGGAGAGACCACUGGUCAUUGCUUGUUCCAGCUGGACGGAAUGCUGAUCCAGCAGAGUUGAAAGGCGCUUACGUCUUUCUCGCGAGCGAUGCCUCAUCGUACAUGACAGGUGCCAACAUUGUCAUCGAUGGCGGAUAUACGUUGCCGUAG